AUGUUCACGUACGUGGGAGUGCCCAACUACUACCAGGGCGAUCGAAUGUAUCCCUAUGGCGAAUUUCCGUCCUACACCACGUCGUACCGACCAGCAGAGAUGCAGAUGCCAAUGCGGCCCUCGGCGCUUGGAAUGCCCGAGCUUCAUCAUCAGCAGCACCAUCAUCAACCCUUGAUUGACCACUCUCCAUACAUUCACUCUCACCAACACCAUCAACCCCCACAGCCUCAACACACGCCUGCAGUCAUGGCAUACUCGCAGUCGGAAGAUGAAAUGGCGCAGCUCCAGAAGUUGUCAGCUGAAUUCCAGCCUGAAGUGACGGUGAGGCCCGUUNNCGUCGGUGAGAAACAACUAACCAGUGCUCUCAUCGAAGAGUAUGCUGCUGCCGAUCCAGUCUAUCGUACAAAAACUUCGGCACUACCCCACAAGUACUCUCACUAUCGUACGACUCGUGGCGAUGGAAGAUGUGGUUGGAGAGCUGUUGCUUUCGGCUACUUCGAGAAUCUCUUUCGUGUGGGUGACAGAACCAAGUUCUUGGAGGAGGAAACUCGUCUCAAGUCCUUGGGCAAUGUCAUCAACAUGGCUGGCUAUAGCCAGUUCAUCUGGGAAGACUUCGCUGAUGAGAUCUAUGCCCUGCUACGCAAGUGUAUGUCGGCCGACUCAUCCAACUCCGAGGCCUUCCUCCUCGAAUAUUUUAACAACGAAGAGAUCCAGAACCAGAUCAUUACAUAUCUCAAGACUCUCACCUCGGCCUGGAUGAAGACUCGUGCGAAAGACUAUGCUCCAUUUGUGCUUCCUCACACUGUUCCUAGCUAUUGCGACGCCAACAUCGACCCUCAUCAGAUCGAGAUCGACCACCCGGGAAUGCAAGCUCUGACUGACGUCUUGCUCAAACCUGCUGGCAUCGCUCUUGAAGUCAUCUACCUUGAUCGUAGCGCUGGCACUGAGGUGAACGCGCAUCAGUUUGCGCCCAGCCUUACGCACGCGCACACCAUCCGUCUCCUUUACAGACCCCAACCCAUUGCUGUACCGACAUACUUGCAGUCCUCUCUUCACCAUUAUGAAGAACCCGUCAUGGACCUCGGCAUGUCUGACUUCAUGACCAUGAUUCCUGGCAUGUCGCUUCUGUCUAACCAGUCCAACUGGAUGCCCAACCAGUUCUAUGGCGUGUCUGACUAUGCUGCCCCCACUGCUGCAGUGCCGCCUCCGCCUGUGCCAGCUCCUGCACCAAUGCCUGUUCAGCACCACGCACCACCGCCCGUCGUUCCUGUUGCCACUCCAGCCUACGUACCCGCCGCUCAGACUCCCUCUCCUACCUCGACCGCCGAUUAUACUUUCUCCCCUGUGUCCCAAACCACCUUUUUCAACUACGACCAGCUUAGUUACGGCGGCAAAGGCAACUUCAGGCCAUCUACCCAUAUGUUCGAGCAGAAUGGACAAAACGUCGCAGAUGCAACUGCUCAGAACUCUGUCUGUCAGACGGCCCAGUUCAAGCAUUCUCACUUCAAUCGCACCCACUUCUUGAACCCUGACUUCCACCCCGAUGAAUGGGAUCCCAGCAAGGAGUACAUUGUUCCCAAUCCACGUAGCAAGAGCAAGUCGAGCCGUUGA
Messenger RNA from Aureobasidium uvarum, 1611 nucleotides. The record is from the annotation of a GenBank genome assembly. NCBI's taxonomy places the organism in Eukaryota, Fungi, Ascomycota, Dothideomycetes, Dothideales, Saccotheciaceae.